Molecule: messenger RNA, 2016 nt
Organism: Saprolegnia parasitica CBS 223.65
Lineage: Eukaryota; Oomycota; Saprolegniomycetes; Saprolegniales; Saprolegniaceae
Exons: 16
Coding region: 1-2016 (671 amino acids)
Source: RefSeq, a predicted model, not a curated record
AUGCCCCGUUUCGGGCCGCACGCGUGGGUUCAUGGGCUGCGCCAGUCCGCGCCCAGCUCUGUCUCGGGCACGAUGCCAGCCACGGGUACAACAAUGGGAAUGCAUCACACGGCGCUGCCGUCGACAAUUGGUGUCUCGGGCAAGUCGGGCGACCACGGACGAAAGCAGCUGAGCGCGUAUGGUCGCAUUGUCUCCAACCUCUCGGCCGGGGCCCUCAUUCUAUUAUCCCUUCUUACGCUCAUCGUACUCAUCACGGAGGGCAUGUUUGAUCGGCUUGUCAUGUCCAACAACGGACAGUCGCUCGACUACUUUUGGGCUGCAUAUGGCGAGACGUGUGAGCUGGCGCCGACAGGCUGGGUGCCACAGUCGUGCUCAGCCCUCGAGGUCAAUGCGACAACGCCGGAUGCGUGGGCCUCUGUCGGACGCAUUCUCGCUGCACAGUGGUCGUUGGAGCUUCAAGAAGCCUCGCCAUUGUACAUUACCACGUGCAUCGUCGGUGGCCACACGGCCGUCGGGUGGGGCGUCCUUAUCUUCAUUGCCGGCUACGAUGCGUACCCGGCGUGCAUUCCAACCACCGGUGGCCAGCCCAUUGCUGGCAUCGCCAUGCUGGAAAGCACCGUUCGGGACAACCAUGGCGUCUACCUCCUCACACUCUACUCGGACAAAAAUGCCACCAUGCAGUCGAUCACGCACCACCGCAACACGGACGGCACGUCGCAAGACAUUGUGUCCACACCAUUGCGGACCACGAUUGCCAUCGAUGGUAGCUACGCCGCCGAUGCCAUCGGCACGGAUUUCAUCGUACUCUCCACACCGCUGACGACUCGGUAUACGGUCAACGUCUACUGCAUCUCGCAGAUUCAGGUCGCGUCGGACCUCGGAUUGCCUGGGUGGAGCCAAGGGAAACAUGGUGGGAUUCCAGUCACGCCAGCGUGGCUCUGCGGCAAUCAAGUCUCGAACGCGUCCGAGCUCAUUGCGUUCCAGAUGAUCCUCAUUGUUCUGACUGUGCUGGCACUCAACGGCGAUGUUUACAUCACGUUUGAGGGCAUCCGAGGGCUCAUUGCGGGCAAACCCGUGCUCACCUACGCCGUGCUCUCAGGUCUCGAGCGUCGCAAGGUGCUCACAUUGCUCAUUGCUUUGAACGCGGCACCGUCCCUCUUGUACCUGGACGUCGCACGCAUCUACGUGUUUUCCGUCAACGGCUACAAGAUCUGGUGUCUCUCGUGCCUCUUGGUCGCAACUUUUGUGUCAUUUACCCUUCUCGCGGGUCUCAGUCUACUCAGCGCAGUACCGCUGCCAUUGCCAACCAAGUGUGUUGUCUACUCGGCCCCAAUCUUUCUCUACACGUCGAUCGUCACAGUCUCCUGGACCCUCAGCUCCAACACAAAUUUCAUGAAGGCCAACAAUAUGCUGUUUGCGGGCGCGGCCGAGCUUGCCAUGAAUUUCAACGGCGUGUCAUGGCCCAGCGGCUCGUAUGUCCCGUACGGCGUCGCGACGGUCGUUCAGCUCUUUCCACAAGAGAUUCUCUAUCCGGUCUUCGGCUCCCUUCUCUUCUCCAUAUGUGUUGCCACCUUGCGACUCUACUGGUCAACCCAUGCGCUCGUCUUGAACCUCGAGUGGUGUGCGUCGAAUGGGUUCCUAUCGCACUGCAACGUGCCUCGCGUGCUCACGUCGUUGCCGCUGCACCCGUCGCAAGCCAUCAAGAUUGGCAACAAGAUGUUUUGCCGUCCGAGCACGAUGGCGCUGCUGGGCUAUGCGUCCGUGACCGAAACCGAAAAACACUCUUUGGGCGUCGUGCCCUACGACCCCAAGCCCCACAAGGAGACGGAGACAUACGUCGUUAGUGUCUACUGGCUCGGAUUGGCCAUGCUACCAACGUCCUUUGCGUGGCUGCGCCCAUACGUGGCCGGUGUCGUCGUCGAGAACCACUUUAAAGUCCAACGACAGCCGCGAACGGCGGAAGCCCUCGACCGCGACCACGUGUACCGCUACACCCGCGGCAACUGCGUCACAUGA